AUCCAAAUGGAUAUCCCCAAUCAAACAAAGUAGAAAAGUAGAAUAAAAUAAUACACUGCCGCCAAAUUCAAAGCCUUCUCAAGGAUCGAUAAAAGUGUGCCAUUUAUGCAUACCAUCUGGUGAAAUUCAAACUCGGGGAUUUACAGGCAACAAAAAGUAUCGAACCGGGGUUGGGAUGUCUAAUAUACGUAUCUGCAUUCUCGAAAUUUCGAAUUUUAGGGUUUUACAGAAUUUUAUUUAGUUCGUUUCUGCAGAUGGGUAACCAUCUCUCAAGGGAUUUCAUGGCAUUGUCUGAAAAUAUGAGACAUCGCUAUGAAGUGGAUUUAUAUUAACUCUGCUCUCACAGCAAUUACACACCACGCCAAUUCAUUACAACCGAAUAUUUUCUCUUUUACCAUAUUUAAGCUAUGGAAUCGCCACAAUGCUUAUACUUGUUUUUGUACUUGCCCUCUUCCUAUCAAAAUACAUUCAGUAGAGAACAUGCAGUGUUUUGAAACCAAAUGUAAGUUCAAUGACAAACCAGAAAGAAAUCAUACCGAUUUUUUGGCUUUUGAUCGUCUGCUGCAGGAUUGUAUUGAUACAAAAAACGUAACAGAGGGCAAGCAGUUGUAUUCUGAUAUGAUCGAAGCUGGAUAUAAGCCACCGAUUUUGAAAGGAAACCGUCUUGUUCAUAUUUGUCUUUUAUCAGGAAAAACUAAGGAUGCACGCGAUGUGUUUGACAAAAUGCCCGAACGAGAUAAAUUUAGUUGGAACACCAUGAUUGCUGGAUAUGCCAAAUGUGGGAUGCUGGAGGAGGCGCUCGAUAUGUUUGAAAAAAUGCCUGAAAGGAACUCGAUAUCUUGGUCGUCUCUCAUCACGGGAUUUGCACGCUAUGGUUGUGGUAAAGAAGCCAUGGAGUUGUUCCGUCGAAUGCAGAAGGAAGGCAUGAUACCGAAUGAGUACACUUUUGGCAGCAUUCUCCGGGCAUGUGCUGGGAAUUCUGCCGUAUUAGAAGGGGAACAAACCCAUGCAUAUAUUAUUAAGACGAAACUUGGCCUGAAUGUUGAUCUAGCUAGUUCUCUGGUUGACAUGUAUGCUAAAUGCAGGAGAAUUGAAGAUGCCCGCCGAGUGUUUGAUAGAAUUCCCAAACGAGAUGCUGUAUUAUGGACUUCUAUAAUUUCAGGGUAUGCACAUAAUGGAAAGGGGGAGCAGGCUUUAAAAUUCUUGCCUGAGAUGCUUCGGACAGGGGAACAAUGCAAUCAAUUUACUUAUUCAAGUGCUUUGGUUGCAUGUGCAGACCUUGUUGCUCUUGAAUCGGGCAGGCAGAUUCAUGGUUAUAUCAUAAGAAGUGGAUUUGAGUUUAAUAGUUUCGUAGGGAGUUCGCUUGUGGUGAUGUAUUCAAAAUGUGGAAGCCUAGAAGAUGCCCUGAAAAUGGUGGGUGAGGUUCAAGGAGGAGAGGAGGUGUCUUGCAAUGCAAUGAUUGGGGGAUAUAUUCAACAUGGACGUGCAGCUGAGGCUCUAAAUUUUUUUUGUCAAAUGCAUAGGGUAGGUGUAAAAGUGGAUCAUUUUACUUUUCCUACCAUUCUUAAUGCAUGUUCUACCCUUCCGGCAUUAGAACAAGGUAAGCAGAUCCAUGCCUCAAUAAUAAGAACUGGUUUCGAGUCAAAUAGGUAUGUUGGCAACGCUUUAGUUAACAUGUAUGCCAAAUGCCAGAUCUUGGAUGAUGCGAAGAAAGUGUUUGAUAGUAUUCCAGAGAGAGAUGUUGUCUCUUGGACUGCAAUAGUUGGAGUGUAUGUGGAGAGUGGGAAUAAUGAGGAGGUACUUCAACUUUUUCGUCAAAUGAGAGAGGCGGGCAUAACACCAGAUGAGUUCAGUUUGGCUAGUGUUUUAAGUGCAUGUGCCAGCUUAUCAGCUUUAGCACAGGGAAAGCAAGUACAUGCCCUUGCUAUUAGAUCAAAAUCAGGUGAUUAUUUGUCUGUGCAUAAUGCCCUUGUUAUUAUGUAUGCUAAAUGUGGGAGCAUAGAGGACGCAUACCUCGUAUUCAGAGAAAUGCCCAGUAGAGACGUUGUUUCAUGGACCUCUAUAAUCAAAGCAUAUGCCCAAAACGGCUGUGGCAAGGAUGCUCUCAAACUCUAUGAGAAAAUGCUAUCAUCAGGCUUGAAGCCAGACCAUGUCACCUUUGUUGGUGUGCUAUUUGCCUGCAGCCAUGCUGGAUUAGUGAAUGAAGGACGUCACUUGUUUAAUUCCAUGGCUCUUGAUUAUGGUAUCACACCACAGACACAACAUUAUGCCUGCAUGAUUGACCUUCUUGGUCGAGCUGGGCACAUGAAUGAGGCUGAAGAUUUACUUAGGAAGAUGCCGGUUAAACCUGAUGGUAUUGUGUGGAAGUCCCUGCUUGCUGCCUGUAGGAUUCACAAGAAUACUAAAUUAGGAAAAUAUGCUGCAGAAAACCUUUUUGAGUUGGAACCACAAAAUUCUGCACCGUAUGUGUUAUUGUCAAACCUCUAUGCUGCAGCUGGCAAGUGGGAUGAGGUAGCAAAGAUUAGGAAAAUGAUGAAAGACAGAGGAGUGAUAAAAAAACCAGGAUGCAGCUGGAUUGAGGUGAAAGACAGAGUACAUUCUUUUUUUGUGGAAGAUAGAAGUCACCCACAAACAACAGAGAUCUAUGAAGUUCUGGAUAAACUGGCUAAGCAAAUGAAGGAUGCAGGGUAUGUGGCUGAUACAAAUUUUGUGCUUCAUGAUGUUGAAGAGGAACAUAAGGAACAUGCUCUUAGUUAUCAUAGUGAGAAGCUAGCUUUAGCAUUUGGAAUUAUAAGUAUACCUUCUGGGACACCUAUUCGAAUUGUCAAAAACCUACGUGUGUGUGGUGAUUGUCACACAACAAUCAAAUUUGUUUCAAAAAUUGUUGGCCGAGAAAUUGUUGUCAGAGAUUCUGUACGAUACCAUCAUUUCAAGUUUGGACUGUGCUCAUGUGGAGAUUAUUGGUGAUAAAAAGUUAAAGACAUUGUUAGUUGCCAGGUUUCCUAGCACAAAAUAAUUUGAAGAGCUGGCCUUUCUGGACAUGCAAGAAGAGAUUGUGAAUAGUUCAUUGUGGAAUAUGGAAGAGACCAUGGAAGAGAUAUAUGGACAAAUGUAUUCUAAAAGUUUCUGUAUUGAAAGGAAAGAUAUCCGUUAGGCCUUUGAUUAAACAUUUUUCUUUGUAUGAUCCAUGCAUUGCAUGCAAAUGCAUUAAGUGAAAUAUGUUGAUAUA
Molecule: messenger RNA, 3229 nt
Organism: Cryptomeria japonica (Japanese cedar)
Lineage: Eukaryota; Viridiplantae; Streptophyta; Pinopsida; Cupressales; Cupressaceae
Product: pentatricopeptide repeat-containing protein At3g24000, mitochondrial
Exons: 1
Coding region: 313-2967 (884 amino acids)
Biological process (GO): RNA modification
Molecular function (GO): RNA binding; protein binding; zinc ion binding
Source: RefSeq, a predicted model, not a curated record